CGAAGUGUUACUAUAGCAACCAUUUAUCAACAGGCUGCUGUGGAUGUAGCUAGCUAGCUUGCCGUAUCGGUACUAGCGUUAAUUAACUGUAGUUGAGGAUAAAUAACUUUCUGUCGGUAGAAAUGUCUCGAGCUCACGCAGAAAGCGUGAUUAAAAACAUAAUUGUUGAGCUAGUGCAGGAGUGUGCGGUGAGAGGUCAUGUGGUGUCGGAAACCCUGGUGGCUUUCAUGGUGAAAGCUGUUGUGCUGGACCCGAGGAACGGGUUUAAUGUGGAUCGCUUACUGACCAAACAGGACGUCCAGAAACUUGUAGAGCUGUGUCUGGCAAAACUAAUGGAAAAGUGCAGCCCGUCCCUUGACACAAUCAAAAUGCAAGUGUAUUUUGAUAUGAAUUACACCUCCCGGCGUGAGUUUCUUGAGGAAAUACAUCGGGUGGUGGAGUCCAGGCUGAGUCCAGUGAGCAGAGAGAUCACCGACAGCAGAGUGAAAAGACGGGAGGAAUUAGACGCUUUGUACCUUAAAAUCAUCACCUUUGUCCAGCUGUCCACCAGCAUGGGCUCACCUAAAGACGACAAGGCUGUGCAACAGGCUACAGCUGCCCUGCAGAGUGUCUUCCCUCCGAUGGAACUGGGAGCCUUCAUGGUGCUCUUAAAGCGGGAAAAGGAGCAGCAGCUCAAAGAGCUCGCCAUGCUUGUCACAGGAAUCCGACUCUUCAACAAAGCCAGCAAGAAGGGAGGCGAGGAGACUGACGUCCAUGAACUAAUGCCCACAAUCCUUAUUGAAGCUCUUCCAGUCACCAUUAAAAACAUUGAACAUGAGCUCAGUGUAUCACAAAAUUUGGCAUGGAAAUACACAGCGGUGCUGGAGAAGCCAGCGGACCCUGACAGUCAGCCUGGAGAAUGUGACGUGCCAGUUGUCCUGCUCAAACGGGCUCUCUACAACAUCAGGCAGCAUGAAGUUUUCCUCAAAAUGUUACUGGCUGAUGCAUGUGUAUGUGCCAAGCAUGUUGAAAGCCUACAGACUGAGCUCUCAUCACAGAUGAAGCUGCUAAAAGAAACUGUGCAAUCAAAGACAGCUGUACCGACUGCAAGAGUUUUUCCACUGUUCAAGUCCCUGUCAAAGGUGUGGUCUGGACUUAAGGAUGAGGCUGAGCUGCUGAACAUCCUUAAUAACAUCAGGCACAAUCUGCAGCCCUUCAUCGCCUCUCAGGCCAAGAUGUUUUCGGAGGCUUAUUUGGACAGUCUGCUGGAGGCGUCAGAGGUGAAGACAGAUGAACAGAGAAUGACUGAAUCCUCAGAUGAGCGUAUUGUUCCUGCUGAGAUGGAGACACAGGAAUGGCUCCUUCCUGAAACAACAGCCAAUUUUAAUGAGCUGCCACUGCAGUAUAAUGGAUUCUGUGGCUACACGCUUGUGAACAGCGAUGGGCUUUUACUACCAGGUAAUCCACACAUUGGAGUCUUUAAACACAAGGAGAAGCUCUACGUUUUUAGGUCCAAAGAAGCUGCCUUAAAAUUUGCCUCCAGUCCGGGUGUUUUCAUUGCAGAGGUGGCAGAGAAAGCCAAGCACUCCCCUGAACUCAUUCAGCUACUCAAACUCCACCAACAAUUUUCCUGCGUCACUCCUUAUGAAGAGAUGCAGCCAGGAGAGAGGUUAUUGGUAAAGCCCAUCAAAAAGUGUGAGAGCGGCACACAGACAGACAUCCACCCAGUGGAAACAAACAUCGUCAAGUCAUACGAGUGGAAUGAGUGGGAGCUGCGUAGAAAAGCUAUCAAACUGGCUGAUCUCCUGACCAAAGUGACACACUCGGUGCAGACUGAUCUGAGCCACAUGAGACGGGAAAACGUCUCUCAGACCUGGCUGCCCAAGAACGCUGCCUCUCAAAGCAAGAGAGACAGCGAGAGCAACGUGCCCAAACCUCAGAUCUACCUGGCUGGUCUGAGGGGACAAAGAGACGGAAACAUGGUCAAAACAAACCUGACCAGGUCGGUGGAUGAAUAAUUAGUAAGUCCAAGAGAAAAACUCAAAUAAAAGUUUAUGUAAGCAAGGUUUUGUUUUUAACUUUACACUUUUUUAAGGAAAAAAGCAGGGGCAGAUAGGCAGUGUCCUUGAGUAAGAUCCUAGUAGCCAGAGGGUACUACUCCUGAGCCUCUCAGUACUUCCCUUAGUUCAUGUUAUGUAGAAAAUAUCCACUAGGUGGCAGUAAAACAUCUCACCAUUAACUGUUCUGUAUCAAAGGAAGAAGGAAUUGUUGAUGUGACAAUUUAAUCCGCACUACAUCCACCUGAUUUAUAAUAAGUAUAGUGGUCUCCACUCUUUGUUAGCACAUUAUUAUAACUCUAAUACAUCAGUAAAACUUUCUAAUUUUCAUAAAACAAAUGUUUGAUUGAAAAGUGCUUCCUUGCAUUAUUUAGAGCCACAGCUAUAUAUUUAAGACUUAAACUUGAGUCAGACUUAACUUACAAAAUCAGUAGUCUUUAUCCACAACGUUUCACUUCCGGGAUUGCUCCGGUGCUGCAGGAAACUCUUCCGGAUGCAUGUCUUUUUGCCGAUGACCUUUUCCUUCUGCUUUCUUUUUAACCUUUUUAAGACUUGACUGCUGUGAGACUCACUGUAGAUUAGACUUCCAAGAAACAACAUUUAAGUGUUGACCUGAUUAAAUUAACUGGCUACAAACCUCCGUUGUAUCAGCAGUAGUUGGUGUUUCAGUUAACUGAAAAUAGGUACAAAGCACCGCGAGCUGCCAGUUGUUUCAGCUGACAUUACAGUUAAAUUUACUCCCCAAAAUAUAAGUGUUUUCCUGCAAAGAAAAUUAAGAUUAGGCACCAAAAUGACUAGUUAAGAUUAGGAAAAAGAUUGUGGUUUGGAUAAAAACACUCUUAAGGAACACACAUUUCCUGGGUGAAGGGCUUUAGUUUUCCCCGGGAAGCAAACUCUGCUCUCCAACUUGAAAGUCCUGUAUGUUAACGCCCCCCCA
Molecule: messenger RNA, 2973 nt
Organism: Etheostoma spectabile (orangethroat darter)
Lineage: Eukaryota; Metazoa; Chordata; Actinopteri; Perciformes; Percidae
Gene: cfap206
Product: cilia and flagella associated protein 206
Exons: 12
Coding region: 123-1997 (624 amino acids)
Biological process (GO): regulation of flagellated sperm motility; sperm axoneme assembly; regulation of cilium beat frequency
Cellular component (GO): axoneme; ciliary basal body
Source: RefSeq, a predicted model, not a curated record